Messenger RNA from Acaromyces ingoldii, 1522 nucleotides. RefSeq names its product Thioesterase/thiol ester dehydrase-isomerase. The coding region runs from base 1 to 1443 and encodes 480 amino acids. The transcript is spliced from 4 exons. The record is from RefSeq and is a predicted model, not a curated record. Gene Ontology annotation, biological process: acyl-CoA metabolic process. Gene Ontology annotation, molecular function: fatty acyl-CoA hydrolase activity. Gene Ontology annotation, cellular component: mitochondrion. NCBI's taxonomy places the organism in Eukaryota, Fungi, Basidiomycota, Exobasidiomycetes, Exobasidiales, Cryptobasidiaceae.
AUGCAGACAGUCGCGCGGCGGGCCCUGCCUCGCCUCUCACGAGGGUGGCUGGCCUACCGUUACUCGACUGCAGCCGCGCGGCCGCCGUCGACGCCGCUGCAGGAGACAGAAAACGUGCGGACGCUGAUCAACCUCGCCGACGUCGUCCGGCAGGAGCACCUCGACCAGGCCGCAUCUUCCCCUCGUCCUGCACGGCUACCCACGCGGCUCAACACACGCUCCUGGGCCGACGAGGCCAAGGCACGCGCAGCAGCAGCGGCAGACAAGCGUGCCGGUGCACAGGGCGCGCAUGAUCUCGAUGAGGAGGCGCACCGGCGCCUCGUGCAGCCCAAGCGCAUGUAUGACAGCUUCGUCGAGCUCUCGCUGCCCUUCCGGUCGCGGCCCGAGGUGCUGGAAAAGUACAUUGCCACGUCUGGCUCGAUCCGGCUGGGCAAGCUUUUCGAAGACCUGGACAACCUUGCGGGCGACAUCAGCUACACCCACGUCCUGGGCGGCAGGCCGACGGCCGCAGACCACCACGCGAACCCGAUAUUCAUCGUCACGGCCUCCGUCGACCGGCUCGACCUGCUCGAGCGGCUGCAGACCGAGUGCGACUACCGGCUGAGCGGCAUGGUCAUCUACGUCGGCUCCUCCAGCAUGGAGGUCCUCGUGACCGUCCAGGAGCAGGACUCGGGCCGGACCUGCCUCACGGGCCGCUUCACCAUGGCGACGCGCAACGCUGCUACGGGUAAAUCGCAGCCGAUUGCGCCCCUCGACGUGCGGGGCGAGGCCGAGGCGCGGCUGUUUGAGAUGGGCGCUGCGCACAAGUCGCGCAAGAAGCUCGAGGCAAAGGCCUCGCUCGACCGCGUCCCGCCCACGUCCGACGAGGCCGCCCUCCUCCACGACAUCUGGCUCCCCGGCCGCCAGGAACAGCAGAUGCAGACGGUCGAGAUGCAGGACACGAUGCUCGACACGGUCAUGCACAUGCACCCGCAGCAGCGCAACGUGCACAUGAAAGUCUUUGGCGGCUUCCUCAUGCGCGCCGCCUACGAGACGGCGUGGAUGGGCGCAGCCAUGUUCGCCCAGCGGCCCGUCGGCUUUCUCUCCCUCGACGCCCUCUCCUUCCACCUGCCCGUGCCCAUCGGCGCCGUCCUGAGCCUCACCUCGCACGUGACCUACACCAGCACGGCGGCGGCAGAAGCAGCAGCGGAUGGCCAGCAGAGCGCAGGGAAAGGCAAAGGAGAAGAGGGGAGCAGCAUCGCAAGCGUCGUCGUCCUUGCCGAGGUCGUCGACGUGGAGACGGGCGAGCGAAACAAGAGCAACACCUUCCACUUCAGCUUCGACAUUGGCCCCGCGCACAAGCGCGUGGUGCCCCAGUCGUACAGCGACAGCAUGGCCUGGAUCGAGGGCAGGCGCCGCUUCGAGCUGGGCGAGGAGCUGCGGCGGAUCUACCGGAUGCAAUGAGAUGCCGUCACACACCCCCUGCUCUGAGAUGGUGCAUGACCAUUGUGAUGAUGUAGUUGUAGUAAAAGUACAGGAGGAG